Molecule: messenger RNA, 2653 nt
Organism: Lineus longissimus
Lineage: Eukaryota; Metazoa; Nemertea; Pilidiophora; Heteronemertea; Lineidae
Product: nucleolar complex protein 3 homolog
Exons: 19
Coding region: 22-2403 (793 amino acids)
Biological process (GO): DNA replication initiation
Cellular component (GO): nucleolus
Molecular function (GO): chromatin binding
Source: RefSeq, a predicted model, not a curated record
CUACGUUCCACGUUUUCUGCUAUGGCUAAAAAAGGCAAAAGUCAGUUAAAGCGAAAAGCACAAAAGACUAGUCAGGUCAAGAUAUCUAACAAAAAUCGUAAUCGAGCAGCAAAACAAGGGAAGCUGAAGAAGAAACAAAAUGUCAAGAACCCACAGUUGGAAAAAACGCAACAUGCCAGACCUAUCAUUCCACUGGAGACAGUAGAAGAAUUACCAUUGGAGGAAGAUGAUGUCUCAUUUUAUGGAACGCCCGGACGAAACAUCAGCUUCCUUUCAUCUAUAUCCAAGGUUGAUUCUGAGGGCGAAACCCCUCGACAGAAGAGGAAGCGCAAGAAAGAUGAAGAAAUGCAGGAAGACUCUUAUGAGCAGGUUCCAAGAAAACAGUUCAAGGCAGAGAAAGUCAUGCAAGCACUACUGCCCAUCAAGAGUAAAAAAGGGAUUAUUCAAAGGAUGGUGGAGUGUGACGAGCCAAAAGAAAUAGAUGAAGGGAUUGAGGACAUGGAAACAGAAGAAGUGGAAGAACAAGUGGAACCCCUUCCUGAGCUCAGCACCGUGGAACUUUACGCUCUACGCCAGAACAAGUUGAAAGAAAGGAAGGAUAGGAUUGCUCGCUUGGGCAGUGCUAUCAUGGAGAAUCCGGAGGAAAAUGUGACCAAGUUGCGUGAGUUGCGUGGUUUGAUGGACGAACCUGAUUCCGAUAUCUUCAUCACCAUCAGGAAGUACGCAAUGAUCUCUCUCAUGGAGAUCUUCAAGGAUAUACUGCCUGACUACAGAAUACGUGUGCAGACAGAGAAAGAGAAAGAACAGAAGCAAAAGAAAGAGACUGCAGCUCUGAGAGAUUUCGAGCAGACGCUGGUGAGGAAUUAUCAACUUUAUCUCCAGUUCCUUGAGCGAAUGAUAGAAGGCAAUAAGAAAGUAAAAAAGAAGAAGAAGAAAUACGAGGAGGUGAAGAAAACGUGCAAGGAGUUCAUCCCUGAGGCAGCAGAGAAGAGUCUCAGAGACAUCUCCAUCCAGUGCAUGUGUUCUUUGCUCGCCUCUCACCCAGAGUUCAACUUCCGGUCCAAUAUGAUUGCUACACUUGUACCUUUUAUGAAUAAUGAAACUCCAGAGAUCGCUGAUCAGGUUUGCGACUGCUUCAAGGAAGUGCUGAAGGCAGACAAGAUGGGGGAGAUAUCGUUAGAGAUGGUGAGAUUGGCCAGCAAGUACAUCAAGUCGAAGAGCCACCAGGUGAAACCAAAGGUUCUCAAUGUGUUUCUCUCUCUGAGAAUCAAAGAGGUAGACUUCGAGCACACUAAGACAGAAAACAAGGCUGCAAAGCAUGAGAGGCUGAGGAAGAUGUCUAAGCGGGAACGCAAGCGCAAUAAGAAGAUGGUAGAAGUGAAUAAGGAGCUGCAGGAGGCUGCUGUAUCUGAGGAUAAAAACAAGAGAAUCAGAUUGCACACACAGAUAUUGGAAGCAAUAUUUGUGAUCUACUUCAGGAUAUUGAAGAAGGGAACCCAUUCAGUUUUGUUAUCAACAGUUUUGGAGGGACUUGCAAAGUUUGCUCAUCUGAUCAACAUAGAGUUCUUUGGAGAUCUGUUUGCUGUGAUAUCCGACCUGUUAGAGUCUGGGAACUUGACAUUUCGAGAAUGCCUCAAUUGUGUGAAGACAGCUUUCACCAUAUUGACGGGACAGGGUUCUGCCCUCAACAUUGACCCAAUCAAGUUCUACACCAACUUCUAUAGCAAUCUGCUGAAAUUGCACUUAGGAAGAACCAGUGAAGAUUGCCUGCUUGUGUUGGAGUGUAUAGAGAUGAUGUUCAACAAGCGAAGAAAACAGGUCAAUCAGCAGAGGGCGUUGGCUUUCAUCAAGCGACUGGCGACCUUAGCACUUCAGCAGGAACCUCAUUCAUCAAUUGGCCUGAUGGCAUCAAUGCGGUUGUGCAUCCAUGCAUUUCCACGCAGUGACUUGUUGUUUGACAAUGAGGGCCACAGCAGUGGCAUCUAUCUGCCAGAACUUGAAGAUCCUGAGCACUGUAAUGCAGAGAAUACACAACUCUGGGAACUUCAUUUGUUUAGGAAACAUUACCACCCCAUAGUGCGCAUCUAUUCUGAACAUCUGUGCAAGGGUGCCCCGCUCUCUGGUGAUGGACAGCUUCAACCAGGAUUUAAAAGGCCAGUUUCUGAACUCUUCGCAGAGUACAAGCCUUCAGGGAAGCUCUUUUAUCCUCCAGUACUUAAGUCUAACAAGAAAGUAAAACAGCGCAAUUUGACAAGUCGCCUCAAAGACAAAGUAUUUGAUUUGGCAGAGGAUAGUUUGAACGUCAACAGCGAUCCAAAUGGAAUAAACUUUUAUCAAGAUUAUAUGAGAACAUUUUUCAUGAAUUCUUCUGAAGGUGAUGAAAGAAAUGGUCAUGUUCAGUAAUAGGACCCUUUUCGAAUGGCCCAGUGACCAGUACCUUGGCAUGGCCGGGAUGAUCUUGUAUUGUAUGGCUCCAUGGUGCUCUGUAGCCAAUCAGUAUGUCUUUGAUUAAAUGUAGUCUUGAAAUGCUACAUCCAGCCCUUCGAGGUACAUGUAGUGUACAAUAUUGAAGACAAUAAAUAUACAUGUAUUCUUGAUGAAACUGUCCGUCUCGUGUCCUACUUCAUGUAAAGGGAUGCACACGUAUUCAAAC